GCUUUUCAGUUUUUUUUUAUCAACAUGAUUAUUGAUUGUAUGAUACUGACCUACAGUUAAGACUGGAUAUACCUUGUUCUUUUCAUGGCCUAUUAGAUUUAUCUACGUUUGGCAUUGGAGUUAUAUAUUUGUAUGCUUAAUUAUAAUGUCAAUAUAUUUUGAUUUCAACGUUGGUCCCACUGGUAGAAGAUUUAGAAGGGCGGUGGAUAGUGACAAGUACGAUGUACAAUUAUUUUGGAAAAGGGAACACACAGAGCCAUUGUUUGGUGUUGUCGAUGUAGCUGAAUUGAUCGAAUUAUCAACAUUAUCGAUAUGCAUGAUAAACGAGAACAAAGAAGUGACGGGAUUCAUGGCGUUGUGCGACCACCCCAACGUGGCGGCCGUCGACCCCGCCGACUGGGAACUUUGGCUCAGGAACAUGUUCCAGUCAGUGAUGUUGACAGAUGUUGCAGACUUCUUCGUAGACGAGGCAUUCGUGUCUGUGUUUAACAAUGAUGAUUAUUUGAAUUACAUUGUCAUGAUCGUACCUACAAAUUGUCCGGAAGAUAAAUAUUUGAGAUAUCCAGUUUUCAAGAAACGAAGCAUUUUUAAAUAUAGUGCGAAAGUGGACAGUGACAAUGAUAAUACGCAGUUCCUGUUGACGGCCAUGCGACAGGAGUUCUGUCCCAAAUUGAGGAUAAGACGAGCCGUUGAAGAAGACAAUGAUGAUAUUGUCGAGAUUCUAGACAAGAAAUGUCCAAGAUUGAAGGAAUUGUACGGUGAUUACUACAUAAGUGAAAUUAUUGGAAGACACCCAGAUAUGAACAGGAAGCUGAUUGUUGCAGAGGCGCAAGAUCAAGCUGUCGGCGUAAUGUGUCUGAAUUCCGUAAUAAAUUACCAAAAACUUCAAAGUAUCUAUGAAUUAGAGCCUUACCAUGGAUUGAUCAAGGCUACUCCAUUCGAGAAAGAACAGAAGAAAAGGGAAAAUAUAUUGCUUAACGUUUUUGGAGAACCUAUUAUGCGUGGUAAAUUCGGGCCUUUCGAUAGGUUAUCAAAGUUGGAAAGAAAAUCAUUUAACGAGGCACCAUCAAAAGAGAAAGUUGAUCAGACACCGAAGAUGUCAAGCAAAGUGAAUUUUGGUCACAGCAUUGGAGAACGACAUAGCAUGGAGCAAUUAAGAAAUAAAACAUUUUCUGUUGACCUAAGUGAAAAUUAUACGACGUCCCCAACACAAUCGCAGACUACUAAUUACUCUGUCAUUGACUUGUUGGAGGGUGAUACGUUCGAUUAUGAUAUUAUUAAUAUCGACAAGAAGUUACUGACCGUACCAGACGUGAAUUCGUUUGAACAAUUAACCAAUGAUAUGACAUACUGGAAGAGGACAAGAUUGUCUGUGAUGAAGACCAGAAGAAAAAGUAGAAAUUCAUUGUUCAAACUUAGAGAAAUUGAAGAUAGUGAAGCAACAACUAUUUGUGGAGAACCCAAUGCUUUUAUGAUUGAACUAUUUGGUUUGAGAGACGACAUUCAUGAGAGACAUGCUUUUGAUUUCUUGGAAGCGGCAUUUGAAGUAAUGAACAUUUAUGACUAUUGUUUAAUUCGCAUGCCAUGUGCCGACAAGACGCUCUCGUUAUUACAGCAUUUUAAUUAUGUGCCUACAAAACCAUAUAUUUGCUGCAAAUAUGCUUUAUUUAUUGCUCACAGAUCUUCGGUUAUGAGCAAAUUACGAGUACGCGAAGUGGAAUUAGCAGACAUACCGCAAAUAGCACAACUUCUGCACAAUGUUGAUGGAAAAGAAACACUUUGGACCAUCGAGAAUGAUUUGACAAGAGAUAAACACAAUAAAGCUUAUGUACUUUUAAGCGGUUUCACCAUAAUAGGGGUGGGAAUACUAGAAUCACCGGAACAAAUAGAUUACAUUCGUGCAAAAUAUAACAUUGAUUCUUUUCAUGUCCAUAAAUAUCAUGUGAGAGGGCAAGGAGUUAGCAGUGGCUUCACCUCAUUGAAGACGGUGUUCGUUUAUCCUGUGUUCCGGGCACAUUACAGGUUCUUUGCCAGAGACAUUAUGCGUCUCUCUGGCACUACUGCAUUAUUAUGGCUAACUGCAUAUAGAAAUAAGUGGGUAUCACAUAAGGCAAAUAAUAUAGCGUCUGCCAUGAUUCCACUUAUACCAAGAAAAUCUGAAAUAGAUUGUACCUCUUUACCGGAAUUUAAGGAAAUUAUUAAUUUAUCCAAAAAUAUAAUGACGUUUAGUACGUGGUUCAUUGGGAAAAAGUUGACAAGUGUCCCUUCAGCUUACGUGAAUACGAGGAUUGUUGUAGUAGGCGCUUCUAGUACCGCGAUGGCUUUCCUCAACACCUUACUCUUCAGCGAUUCAAUAUCAUAUUUGGUAUUUACAAAUGUAACACUCAUAUCACCACAAGGCUUGCCUUACGUUAAACAUUCGAAGUAUCCUACCGAGUCGAUGUUCUCGAAGUUUCGUUACAACUCGGACAAAUUUCUGAAAAGUGUACCAUACACUUACUAUUUGAAUAUUGUGUAUGGAACAGUUGUUGAAAUAGAUAGGCAUGCAAAACGUGUAACGCUAGCCAAUGGAUCAAAAUACUAUUACGAUAUGCUAUUUCUUACAUUCGGGAAGCAAUAUCAACAUCCGAAUUAUUUACACGAACUAUUGGAAUGGGAUGAACAAUUCAAGGCUGGAAAAGUAUUAUAUACCCGUCUUGAUGUGCCAAAAUUGAGAGAAGAAAUUAAAUUCGUAACAAACGAUGUUCCAGACAAUGUGUUUAUCGUUAAUAGUAUUAUGGACGCAAAUAAAGCACUUGGUUAUGUUAAAGAUUUUUUUUGGCAGAAUUAUGAUUAUAAAAUAAUUGUCUAUGGAGCGUCUAUCCAUGCUUACUGCUGUCUAGCAACGUUACUGGAAAUGAAUGUGCCUCCUGAGAACAUAGUUUUCGUGGAACCGUUCCCGCCAGAAGACAGCAAGAAAUCCAGGGUGCCUGUGUUUUAUAAUGUUUAUAUUGAUCAAACUAUAAGGGAAGUGUUAAGUGACUUAAACGUGACAGUUUACCGUUCAUACUAUUUCAAGUCUUGGACAGUUGACCAGAGUAAUGUAACACAUGUAGAAUUUUUGUCACAUUUCAAACAAAUACGAUUGGAAUGCUCUGCCUUCUUUUAUUAUGGGAAACGUGGUAUCAAUACACAGGCGUUCAUUGCAAUAAAUAAAAGCGGCAUAGGUUACGACGGUGGUAUUCUCAUUAACCACAAGUUCAAGACCAAGGAUCCCUCUGUGUAUGCAGCAGGCCCCGCCACCAGAUACUACAGGAAAUACUACGCUGACACGCGGAGGCAGAAAUAUUAUGACUCGUACGAAGUGGGACAAAAGCUCGGUGAACUUAUUAGAAAUCAACUAGAUCCACUUUUCUCCGCAAAGAAGUAUAACUCCAAAGGUUCAUCUGAAAGUGUAUUAGCUAGUAAAAGCGUAAGCUUUGACACGUCUUCCAUUGAAACGAAUGGUUCGAGCAAAACAUCAAGUGGAUCUCACAAUAGCAAGACAUCCAAAGAAUAUAAUGAUAACGAAGAAGAGAAGUUGCCGUUGUUGACGAAGCCUAUUGUUGUCCAUUGCCAGCUACCCGGAAAGUUGCAAUAUCUUGAUGUACGCUCACCAGGAGUGAAGAAUCCACAUUAUUAUGUUCAGUCACUGCAGUAUAACGGAUACGUAAUGGAAACGUUUAAAGAUGGUUACUUCAAGUUGCACCUCACCAACGAUCAUAUCGUGGACGGAAUUACUUGUCUUAGUGCUGAUAAGUUUUCGCUGGAAAACUUUAAAAACCUUUACGGGCUGUCGGCUGCUGCUUUGAAUAACGUUCACUUGAGAUAUACUGCAAAGAAAUUGGAUAAUUUUUAUGAAUUUUUCCGAUCACCUUGGGCUUUCUUUUUGUAUUUAGACCAAACUGAUGAACUACUCGCUAUGGUUAAAGAACUUUAUCCAAAGGGACAAAGCAAGGGAAUGACAUUGCAAGAAGGUUUGCAUUGUGUCGAGGAACAUAGUAAUCCUUCGUUCAGAAACAACAACAAAAUGAUCAUUCGCUCGACCUUCAAGAAAUCUCCUCAUAUAGAAGCUAUUACGGAUUACGUGAUGGAGUGGGUGGCCGACAAUGAUGUUCUACUCCCCAUGUACUUGCAACCAUCUCUGAAAGCCACGUAUACCCACGAUCUCAGUAGACAUCCAGCCUUUAAAAAGAAGAAGACGAAUAUUGCUAAAUUGUUUUCUAAGAUGUUGUAAUUAUGGAUAAUUGUAAAUAAAGAUUUUUAUAAAUAAUAUAUUUUUUUCUCAAACAUG
Molecule: messenger RNA, 4312 nt
Organism: Galleria mellonella (greater wax moth)
Lineage: Eukaryota; Metazoa; Arthropoda; Insecta; Lepidoptera; Pyralidae
Product: cilia- and flagella-associated protein 61
Exons: 28
Coding region: 146-4255 (1369 amino acids)
Source: RefSeq, a predicted model, not a curated record